This is a messenger RNA of Vicia villosa (hairy vetch), 4029 nucleotides long. RefSeq lists its product as uncharacterized. Bases 950 to 3805 code for a protein of 951 amino acids. The transcript is spliced from 14 exons. The record is from RefSeq and is a predicted model, not a curated record. Lineage: Eukaryota; Viridiplantae; Streptophyta; Magnoliopsida; Fabales; Fabaceae.
AUCUAGUAGUUCCUUUGAGGUUAUUUUUCGGGUUCAAUUCAAGUCAAUUUCACUGGUUCUGAACACAUGUUUUCUGAUUCAAUUGAUUUUAUGUAUUGAUGAAGUAGGUUUUAACUUUGUUUAGGGUUUUGAUUUUACUGAUUUUAACUUUGCUUAGGGUUUUGAUUUUACUGAGUUUAACUUUGUUAGAUUUUCUAUUUGUUGUUACUUAGGUUCUUGGUAGUAGUUUAGUUAUGUAUUGUGUGAUGCUUUUCAACUUUAAUUUCACACUCAUUCCAUCCACUUUUAGUUUUUUUGUUGCAACCUUCACCAAAUGCGAGUAGCCGAAGGUCAGCAACACAUGAAUGCAAUUCAAUUCCGUUAUCAGUGCAUUUUGAUACAUCGAAUAUUACCGGUACAUUAUGUAAUAAAUAGUGAUGUUGUGUUUUAGUGGUGACCAAAAUUUUAAAACCUUUAAAAAUUACAUAACCCGAAAUGGUGGCCAAACUUUUAAAACAUUAAAAAAAAACAAAAAUACAAAAUAUGAAGUGGUUGAGUGGUUAGUGGUAUUAUAUAUAGUACCUAAAGCAAUAAAUCCUCACUACCUCUGCUAGGAACCCGAUAUUCAAGAGAAAAGAUUACAGAAGAUAGACCCCUGCAAUCCCAGAGCAAAGCUCCUCAAUAAAGCUACAAUUCUCUGUCUGCCACCAUAUUUUCAGCCACCAUAUCACCUCACCACCUCUCUUGGGUUUCAAAUGAGGACUACAUAUUUUGUCAUAGUAUAAUUGUCUUAUCUGUUCUACAGGAGAGGCAAAAGAAAAUAGGAAUCAUAUGUCCAUGAAUAGGACAGGAAUAAUAGAUUGGAAAAUACAUAUCCAAUAUUCAUUCACCAAAAACUACCGAAGACUCAACAUCGCAAUAAUCUUGUGCUAGCCUGUGCUAUUUUCUCUCAUAUUGGAUUUUCGUCACAAUGAAAGUAAAUAAGAGAAAGAAAGGUGUACAACUUGGUGCAAAGAAGAAACAAAGUAAUAGGGAACAAAAAGCUGAUGUUGAGACACAUGUUAAACUGAACAGUGAUGAGAAGAUGUCCAGAGAUGAUGUUAACAUUAGUUCACAGCUCAAACGACCCAUACUACCUUCUAGUGGACAACCGGUACUAGAUGUUCCAGAAAUUAUAAAGAUGUUUUUCAAUGGAUGUUCUUCAAAGCAGGGGAUUGAGCAAAGUUCCACCUUAAAGCAAGCUGAAAAUCAGAAAACAACGAUGACUACUAUGGACUCCGCUGGCAGAACCAUUCUCAAGCAUGGUCAACGGAAACAACAAUCAUUGACAACUGGAAGUCCAAUCCCAGUGGGAGGAUCUGCUCAAAUACAACAUUCAACUUUAAAGAAAGCAAAAAAUCAAAAAACAACAGUGACUACUACAGACACUGCGGAGAGAUCCAUUCUCCAGCAUGGCAAAAGGAAACAACAACCAUUUACAACUGGAAGUUCAAUCCAAGUGGCAGGAUCUGCUCAAAUACAACAUAAAAAGCAAGAUCACAGGCCAGAGAUAAAGAAGUCAAGAGAUGAUGUUUUCAUUAGUCCACAACUCAAACGCCCCAUGCUAUCUACUAGGGGAGAACCGUUAGUAGAUGUUCCAGACAGUAUAAAGUCCAAUGCUGAAUUGUAUCGAGGCAAGUUGAGAAGUUUUAAAACAACGAAGAGAAGCAUACAAUGUUCUCCAAAGCAGGGGAUGGAGCAAAGUUCUACUUUAGAGCAAGCAAAAAAUCAGAAAACAAUGAGGAAUACUAUAAACACUGCUGGGAGAUCCAUUCUCAAACAGGAUAAAAGGAAACAACAAUCAUUGACAACUGGAAGUUCAAUCCCAGUGGCAGGAUCUGCUCAAAUACAGCAUUCUACUUUAAAGCAAGCAAAAACUCAGAAAACAAUGAAGACUACUAUAGAAACUGCUGGUAGAUCCAUUCCUAAUCAUGGUCAAAGGAAACAACAAUCAUUUACAGCUGGAAGUUCAAUCCAAGUGGAAGGAUCUACUCAAGUACAACAUAAAAAGCAUGAUCGCAGGCCAGUGGGCCGCUCUAUGUUCGGUGGAAGCACCAGUUCUUCUGCUCAACUCCAAAAGGACCUUGUUGAUCAUGGAUCAUCCACUAAGCAGAAGACUACUCGAAAGAGGCCAUCAAUGUCACUGGAUGAUUAUUUUAAAAGGAGUAUGCAACAACUUGAAGUCGAGGGGGGUAUUAACUGUGAAAAUAAUGAUGGUGAUGUUCAGGAUGAUAUUAACUAUGAAAGUGAUGAUGGCAAGGAAACUAAUAAUGAUCCAAUAGAAGAGGACCGCAGUCUUUUUGGUGGAUUAAGCAAUCGUUUUUCUGCUCAGUUCCAAAAGGACCAUAUUGAUCAUGGACCAUUCAAGAAGCAAAAGACUACUCGAAUGUGUCCAUCAAUGUCACUUGAUGAUUAUUUAAAAAUAUAUAAGCCACAACUUGAAGUUGAGGGUGAUAUUAACUAUGAAAAUAAUGAUGGUGAUGUUGAGGGUGAUAUUGACUAUGGAAAUGAUGACGGUGAGAAAACUAAUAACAAUCCCAUGGAAGGCGAAGCAUCAAAAAGAGGGAAAAGAGGAAGGACACGGUGCUUGGAAAUUCACGCCCGAUCACUUGCUGAAAGACAAAAAAUCACCUUAAAUGAAGAAGGAGAGCCCAUUGGACCAACUCAAAAGAUAGUUUCUGAAUUCAGCAAUUUUUUGGGAUCAGUAGCACGGAUGUCAGAUUUAUGUCCUCUUACUUACACUAAUUGGAAGGCUAUACCGAACAAGGAGAAUAUAUGGGCUUAUGUCAAUAAAAAAUACAUUGUUCCAGAAAAAGGAGAGAAGGUUGUAUAUGCUAUCGUAAAUGAUGCUUGGAGGCGGUACAAAUAUUCUAUUAAGAGAAAUCAUUUCACUAAGUAUGAAAACUUGCAUGAUCGACUGAAAAGCCGUCCAAAUAACAUACCAGAAGCUCACUUUAGGAAAUUAAUGAAUUAUUGGAGUUGUGAAGUUGUUCAAAAAAUUAGUCGUCAAAAUGCUAACAUUACAGCUCAACAAAAAUGUAGACAUCGAGCGGGUCCCAUAAGCUUUGCUAUCAUAAGGGAAAAACUGCGUGCAGCCAAGGAUGGUAGAGAGGCUCCUACUCAAGCUGAGGUUUUUAUUGAAACACGACAAAGCAAGAGAGGAAGUGAGCUAGACCAAGUUACAAGUAACACAAUCACAAAUCUUAAAGAUUUGAUUAUAAAUUCUGGUCAGUCUUCGGACGAGGCAUUUCAAACUGUCUUUGGCAAAGAAAAACCAGGAAGAAUGCGGUGUCAUGGGAGAGUUACAACACCUUCUCUCUUGAAAAGAAAUAAAGAAAUAGCAGAAAUUGAAAUGAAGCAUGCUGCUGAAGUUAAACAUUUAAAUGAAAAGAUUCAAGAAAUGAGGGUAAAACAUGAAAUGUUGGAGACUAAACACAGUGAAGAGAUGGCAGCAAUAGAGAGAAAAUUGGAAAUUCUUCUAAGGGUCAUGCUAAUAAACCAAAGCAACUCAGGACAUGAUAUGGGGGAUUUGGUAGCUUUGUUAUCAAUCCCAAAUGAAAAUAACAAUGCUCUGCAUUCAUCUGCAUCUGCGCAUGCCCUAAAUAACCAUCCGGUAAAUCAUAUCACUAUGCGGGAAGAACAAUCGAAUGAUGACUUGGAAGAAGAUGAUGAACAAUUGUACGAUGACUUGGAAGAAGAUGAAGAACAAUUGUACGAUAACUUAGAAGAAGAAGAUGAAGAACAAUUAUACGAUGACUCGGAAGAAGAUGAAGACUAUACAGACUGAUUCAUCAAUGCUGGGGCUUAGCUGGGGCUUCUUUUCAUUUUCUUUUGUGAUAAGAACGUAAACACUAUUCCUUUCUACUUUGGGCUGAUAAUAGAAUCUGCAAGUUAUAUAUAGAUCUUUUUAUAGUAGUUUUGGCUGUCAUCACUUAAAAGAGAAGCUAACAUUAUGGUCUAUUUUUUUUGCCAAAGUUACUCCAGCUUAACAAAGCCGUUUGGUUAUUAUAA